Molecule: messenger RNA, 1217 nt
Organism: Arabidopsis thaliana (thale cress)
Lineage: Eukaryota; Viridiplantae; Streptophyta; Magnoliopsida; Brassicales; Brassicaceae
Gene: MYB45
Product: myb domain protein 45
Exons: 3
Coding region: 221-1006 (261 amino acids)
Biological process (GO): positive regulation of DNA-templated transcription; DNA-templated transcription; regulation of DNA-templated transcription
Cellular component (GO): nucleus
Molecular function (GO): DNA binding
Source: RefSeq, marked reviewed
CUUUCAUAUGAAUAGUUCUACACAAGCAUGAAUUAGAUAUUACUAAUUAAACUAUUAAAGAACUCGACCUACAAAACUGUCUAUAUAUUUCCCUCUUUCGAAUUACGUAUCUGUGUCAAAGAUUGUCAUCACCAAUCUACAUAUUUUUAUUCAUCAGUACCAUACACGUAUAUAUAAUAUAUCUAUUUCAAAUAUAAAAAAAAACUUUGGAAAAAUAAAAAUGGUGUUUAAAUCAGAAAAAUCAAACCGGGAAAUGAAAUCAAAGGAGAAGCAAAGGAAGGGAUUAUGGUCACCCGAGGAAGAUGAGAAGCUUAGGAGUCAUGUCCUCAAAUAUGGCCAUGGAUGCUGGAGUACUAUUCCUCUUCAAGCUGGAUUGCAGAGGAAUGGGAAGAGUUGUAGAUUAAGGUGGGUUAAUUAUUUAAGACCUGGACUUAAGAAGUCUUUAUUCACUAAACAAGAGGAAACUAUACUUCUUUCACUUCAUUCCAUGUUGGGUAACAAAUGGUCUCAGAUAUCGAAAUUCUUACCAGGAAGAACCGACAACGAGAUCAAAAACUAUUGGCAUUCUAAUCUAAAGAAGGGUGUAACUUUGAAACAACAUGAAACCACAAAAAAACAUCAAACACCUUUAAUCACAAACUCACUUGAGGCCUUGCAGAGUUCAACUGAAAGAUCUUCUUCAUCUAUCAAUGUCGGAGAAACGUCUAAUGCUCAAACCUCAAGCUUUUCGCCAAAUCUCGUGUUCUCGGAAUGGUUAGAUCAUAGUUUGCUUAUGGAUCAGUCACCUCAAAAGUCUAGCUAUGUUCAAAAUCUUGUUUUACCGGAAGAGAGAGGAUUCAUUGGACCAUGUGGCCCUCGUUAUUUGGGAAACGACUCUUUGCCUGAUUUCGUGCCAAAUUCAGAAUUUUUGUUGGAUGAUGAGAUAUCAUCUGAGAUCGAGUUCUGUACUUCAUUUUCAGACAACUUUUUGUUCGAUGGUCUCAUCAACGAGCUACGACCAAUGUAAAUGUUCGGAGAGAGGUCCAAGUAAAUAUAGUUUAGGGUUUAAUUUAAGUAGACGGGGAUAAAAAAGAGUACAUAAACAAAUACUUUGUAUGCCCAACAAAUCUGUAAUUUCUUCACUAUAUAAAGUUAUAAACAUUCCUUUUACGUUUUAUUUUGUUGUCAAAAUCCUUCGCGUUUUCUUAUUUGAUAAUUCGACUAAGAACAUCAAUUAG